ACCAAAGCAUUAAAUUCUUAGCCUUUUGGGACACUUUCAUUACCUACUCAAAUUACUUCAAGUAAUAUAUGAUAAUUAAAUCUGAUUAUAAGUUAAGUAGGAACAUAAAUAUGCUAUAAUUAACACAGCAGCUGGGUAGGUGGAGCCAAGCGGUGGCUGCCACUGUAAUUGAUGUGUAUCCAAUUCAUGUAUCAUGUAUGCAUUGAAAUGGGCUGCAUGAAUUGAAUUCAGAGAGGCUCGAAUUCGUGGGACUCUAAAGAUUCUUGAUUCCAAUUCCCUCGAAAAGUGAAGAAUCUCACACUUUUCGAAGCUGCGUCGCUUUGCCUUUUGCUGCCAUUUGCAUAUAAAAGCAGCUCCUUUUUUGUAAUCAGGGUUACUCUUUUCUUGUCUUUUUUAAAAGUCUUUGAUCUUCACAUUGGGCGUCAGGAAAAUGCCCGAGGGAAUAACAGCUGAGGCUCUGAUGAGCAAUAUCAGAGAAACGUUCUCAGAUAGCGUAUCAAAGAACAAAAACGUGUCGUUCUUUGAAGAGGAGAAGUCGAGUUCUGUAACUUAUCAGUUCAACAAAUUGUUUGGACGCGAUAAACCCAUUCACCAUCUUUUAGGGGGCGGCAAAUCUGCUGAUGUGCUCUUAUGGAGGAACAAGAAGAUCUCGGCUAGUGUGCUGACUUCUGCUACGGUUGUUUGGGUGCUUUUCGAAUGGCUGAAUUACAACUUCCUUACGCUCGUGAGCUUCGCGUUGAUGCUCGGGAUGCUCGCUCAAUUCGUCUUGAAAAACGCCUCCGGCAUCCUAAACAGAUCCCCUUCCAAGGUGCCGCGUCUCGUUUUGCCCGAGGAAGUCUUUAUCAACAUCGGGAAGGCAGUAGGAUCUGAGGUGAAUCACGGUUUGAGAUUCUUGCAAGAUGUCGCCUGCGGUGGAGACAUCAAACAAUUUCUAGUGGCCGUCGCUAGCUUGUGGGCUGCUGCCAUCAUCGGAAGCUGGUUCAAUUUCUUGACGGUGCUAUACAUCGGUUUCGUUGCUGCCCACACGCUGCCCAUUUUGUACGAGAGAUACGACGACCAAGUCGAUGCCUUCGUCUACAACUUGCUCGGGCAGCUCGAGCAGAACUACCGGAAGCUGAACGCCGGUGUCCUCAGCCGGAUUCCGAAGGGCAAGGCGGCAAGGACGAAGAAGGCAGAGUAGAUUUUGAAGCAAAAGGCAAGAACAUAUAUAUCUCUAUUCCUUCCAAUAUUUUUUUUUUCGAAUUUGCAUAGGUUUUAAUACAAUGUUUGUUCAGUUACAAUGUUAGGAAUAAUAUUUGGAUUGAGAAGUUGUUGGAUAUUAAAAUGAAAAGAAGCUUGUGUACAAAUAAUUCUCUGUUUUUAGGAAAAAAAUUAACUUAGUUGGCACUGA
Molecule: messenger RNA, 1390 nt
Organism: Salvia miltiorrhiza (redroot sage)
Lineage: Eukaryota; Viridiplantae; Streptophyta; Magnoliopsida; Lamiales; Lamiaceae
Product: reticulon-like protein B8
Exons: 6
Coding region: 431-1180 (249 amino acids)
Source: RefSeq, a predicted model, not a curated record